CCUACCUUUUAGACAAAAAACGAAAAAGAACAGAAAGAGAAAGUGGUGUGUGUGUGUGUGUGUGUGUGUGUGUGUGUGUGUGUGUGUGUGUGUGUGUGUGAGAGAGAGAGAGAGAGAGAAUGUCUAAUGUGUACACUGCCAUGGAUGGUGUAUCAUGGUCAGGAGCAGAGAUGGUGUACGUGGUAUCUUCCAGGAUGAAGCGUCAAGUGGAAUGGUAUCUUGUAUUGGAAAAGUGUGAGGAAGCUAUGGGUUAUGCUAUUAUGACCAUUUUUAUGACGGUCUUGGGAGGUUUUGGACAGGACAUGACCUUCAAAGUGUUCUGGAUCUUUUCUGGGACUGUCUUGACGGAACUUGCGUCGAAGAUUCUUCGCCGUUCUAUAUACAAAUAUUAUUUUGAGAGCAUCCCCUGCUUGCAAGUGUCUACCUCCCAGCGAACCUCAGAGAGAUUCAAGUUUGGGUCCAUUGAAAUCCUUGAGGGCAGAUUUCGGGUUAACUUCCGCUAUGUCUUUUUCACUGCCCUUGCCCGUCUCAUGGUUUUGGUGGCUCAGUUGUUCCUUGUAGUGGGUAUCUGGAGGGAGCGGAGAGCAGUCCAUCAUUCGAGGCAUGACCCCGAGAGUGCUGAUUCGCGAGGAGCACACCGUCUGAUGGAGUGUUUGACGCCAUGUUUCUCAUCCCUCGUUGCGCACAGUGUGCUUGGGUUUCUUCUCAUUUUUUCCCCUCUCUUGUGCCGCAUCCUCACCUCCUUUUUGUCAGCUCUCCGAUGCCUCACUGGUAUCAGAACUUCAAGGUCCAGACGCACUGAUCCGUGCGGGUCAGGGUGGGGUGAUACUUGUUCCUUCUGCUCAUGGCCUUGGGGCACCGCACCUGGCAAUGACGACGGGCAAGGACACGGGCAGCCUAGACUGAGAUUGAUAAUUGCCAAGCUCCAGGGGCUCGCUAUUGAACGGCUGGAUCGUGCACAGAUCGAGAUGGAGAUGGGUGUGACAUGGUAUGUGCAUUACAGUCGCCAUGGGCAUUUUACGGAAGAGCAAGCUCAGAAAAUGGGAGACCAGUGCGGGCUGCCCGGGUUCUGGUUCCUAGGGCCGGACAAGCUGGUGGAGAUGGUGCAAUCACAUAUGCAUGAAGUUGUAGACGAGGAUAGACAUGCGGCCUCGGCCCAACGUAGGAGCUCAUCGGGGAAGCAACUCAGUAUGGGGCUGCAGUCUCUAGAGAUGAUGUCCAGACCUCAGAUGGCGUGUACUUGCACCGGUUCUGUACACGAUACGACACCCAGUUGCAUGCAGGACCUGCCACACGCUAGCCGCUGCAGAUUCGAUGUCGACGCAUGUCGGGACUUCGCACGAGCCGAAGGUUUCAUUGCGAUGUUGCAGGUUCUGCAAUCUUCUGUUCCUGAUUCGAAUGACGUGGCACUCGCUGCUUCCAUUGUGUCAGGAUUUGCCGUAGGUCUUGCAGUUACCUCCUGGCAGCCUUGUGACGAUCCAACAAACGAGAACUACAUCCAGAAGAUGCUUGAAGACGAGGAUUUCAGGUGUUGCUCAGUUGACUUGCUGAAAUGCCUGUUUUCUCGUCUGAGACACACUGGACCCAAACGCGUUAAGAACAGAAUUGAGGAAGCUGCUGCUUCUGCCAUUUGCUCAUUUGCACGUGCAGCACGCGACAUCUCAGCGCACGCCGAAUACAGCCGGCUUUACCAACCACGUCCUGUAGAUGGACCACUGGUCAUACGACUUGCCAAUUCUUUCACGACCUUGUGCCCGGAAGGUUGGGUUUUGGCCUCACAAGUCCCUGACUUCCAGAGAGCAGAGGAAGUGUGGGUCUCUGCUGUGAAGUCCGUCUUAUGCAGGCAGGAAAACCUCGACACUCUGAUUGAAUGUGCGAGAACGCCGACAACUUCGACAAGCAACCGUAAACAAGGAAGGACAGUAAUUGCCGAUUGUAUCCGAACACUUUCAUGGCUCUACUCAAGACCAAUGAUCACAUGGAACCGUUUCGACAAAAGACAUAGCCGGCAAGCGGGAGAAGGUGGUUCGCAGGCAAACGACGUCCCGGACCUGUCCCCCUUUGCUUCCAUUGCUGGUAUUGAAAUUGCAGACAGACUGCUGUCACUAACCCAACAUGCGAGCAGAGACGAUUACGCAAAGUCGUCUCUCUCACCUUUCUCCAAGCUGCAUUUGGCGAAGAUUAUCGUCUCCCAGCGUAUGCUGCACACGCAGGACGGCUUUUCAGCAGCUGCAGAGCUGACGCUCCAAGUUCUGGCGUACUGGCGAUGCGCUCUGGGGUCCAAAGAGAUCUGUUGGUUGGCCUGCGAAGCUGUCGAGACUCUGCAUGAUCUGUUUGACUUUCCGGAUUUCCGAUUGCAACUGAUUGAGAAAAUCAGGCAAUCUCCACAUCUGCUUGAAUGCCUGGUCUUGAUGCUUUACCAUAAGGUCAGUGUCAUUCGAGCUGUCCGAUUUUCAGAGGGUGCAUUAUCACAGGACUUCAGCAAAUUCUGCGAAAAAAUCCUUACGAAUUUACAGAAUCCCCUCAGGAGGGAUCAAGAAGGAGGCAUCCACGUGUGGAGUGCAAAAAAUGAGGUAACAUUCAACGCCUGGCCGACUUCUGCAUCUGGACUUCUAUGGAAGAUGUAUUCAGAGAAUGAUUCCGCUGACAUCAUGCCAAGGAGCCAAGUGUUUGUCACCGUGUUGCUGACGUCCCUGGCGUGGAUCAUGGUCACUGGAGCUAAGCAGAGUCGCCAUCGCCAGGGACCUCGGGCAGGCUCCCCAUGUAAACUUGUUGAACGUUUAAUGGCCCUGUGUGCACUUUCCGUGGAGUCCUUAUGCAAUCCAGCUUGGCGACCGGGGACUAGAUGCUGCCACCUGGAUGUCUGCUAUCUGGAUUGGGAUGAAGGAUGCUCGCUGGACAGACUGCAGGCAAACGUGAAUGCUCUUCUGGCAGCACGUGAUGCAACAAGGAUCAUGCAUUACUUGAUUAAAACGUAUGGAGCAAUGGAAGCCAUCCAGGUUCAUCUGAUAACUACCUGCUUUUCCCCACUGGUGAUGUUGCUCACUGGCCCUCCUCUCGCGUUCGAACCGAAUCUGGGGUUAGAGAAACUGGAAGAGAACUGCCAGAUGGAUAUAAGGGACCAUGCUGCACAGUCGGUGAUCAAGAUUAUUUGUACUAGUAGGGUAAUCCAAACUCUUAGAGGACGUGGCCAGGAAGACCCUCCGCAGGUGGGAGACGCUGACCAUGAUGAUAAACUGCAGUUGGUGAGAAAGGGGAUUCACAAGCUCAGGGACUGGCUUGCAAGACGGCCAGGUGAAAGGACUGAAAUAGAAGAAGAACUCCAUGGACAUGUACAGAAUUUAAAUGUGCAAUCGGCAGCAACCAAUGCUUCACAGCAAUCUGCUGAUGCAGGACGAGGGCAAAGCUUCGCCCGGAGUUUUAGAUGUUCGGGUUGGAUUUCAUCUCAGGUUGUCCUCCGGCGAUGAGCUGAGGCCCUGAGGGUAUCUUAUGCCUAGCCAUUGUACCCACUAGGCCCUAGCAGUAGGGGUUCCAGCACUGUGACAUGAC
Messenger RNA from Chara braunii, 3549 nucleotides. The record is from the annotation of a GenBank genome assembly. NCBI's taxonomy places the organism in Eukaryota, Viridiplantae, Streptophyta, Charophyceae, Charales, Characeae.